UGUGUGCCACUCACUACAAUACAACCAGCAAGCAUGGCUUAGUUCUCACUAUUCACUCGCAAACAAUAAUUUCUUUUCCGCAAUAUUAUUUUCUCGGUACCAAAGAAGUCGCUAGAAGAAUUAAAGAAAAACGAAAAAUAAAACAGCUAACAACCCAAGAGAGGGAAACGAAAACUCAACCGAACCCCGCGACGAGAGAUAUGCGAUUACGGUGGCGGCGGCGGUGGUCAGGGUUGUUGAGUCCCCGAUCGACGGCCAAUGCAGCGGUUCGUUGCGGCGGCGGACGGCGUCGUUGAUGGACCUGCAGAUGACUUGGCAGCCGAGUCUCCUGAGUCAGAAACGCAAAACCGGUCCUCCUAUAGGGCUCCGUAACCUGGGCAACUCGUGCUACCUCAACAGCGUCCUCCAGUGCCUCACAUACACUCCUCCUCUCGCCAAUUUCUGUCUCACUCUCCAACACUCUUCUCUCUGUGAUUUCUCUGCGUCUACGUGUCCGUUCUGCAUACUGGAGAAGCAGAUUGCGCGUUCACUAAAAUUGGAUCUCUCGCACGACGCGCCUUCCAAGAUCCAGAGCUGUAUACGGAUCUUUGCUGAGCACUUCCGCUGUGGCCGCCAGGAAGACGCGCACGAGUUCCUCCGGUACGUAAUCGACGCCUGCCACAAUACCUGCCUCCGCCUCAAGAAGCUCCACCGCAAAGGCGGAGACGCUAAUGGAGGCGGCGGAGACGGUGGCGGGAGUACGGUGGUAAAGCAGAUUUUCGGUGGCGCCUUGCAGAGUCAGGUGAAGUGUCUGUGCUGUGGAUAUGAGUCGAAUAAGGUUGAUGAGAUAAUGGAUAUCAGUCUUGAUGUUUUCCAUAGUAACUCGCUUCAAGACUGCAUGCAAAAGUUCUUUCAGCCUGAGGUUUUAGAUGGCAACAACAAGUACAAGUGUGAUAGUUGUAAGAAAUUGGUGGCGGCUAAGAAGCAAAUGUCCAUACUUGAAGCACCUAACAUCCUUGUGAUACAACUAAAGAGAUUUGAGGGCAUAUUGGGUGGCAAGAUUGACAAGGCUGUUGCAUUUGAAGAGGUUUUGGUUCUUUCUAGCUUCAUGUGCAAAGCAAGCCAGCCAGAAUAUAAGCUCUUUGGCACUAUUGUGCAUUCAGGCUACUCCCCCGAAUCUGGUCAUUACUAUGCUUAUAUAAAGGAUGCAAUGGGUCGGUGGUAUUGCUGUGACGAUUCUAGUGUAUCAGUUGCAACCCUGCAAGAAGUUUUGUCAGAAAAGGUUUAUAUUCUUUUUUUCUCUCGAACUAAUCAAAGGCCAGUGUCAAGUAGUAAUUCUCUUGCUUCAAACGGUAUAAAGCCUUAUUUCAAUGGGAGCCAAGCAUCUGAAUUUUCAAAGGUUGGUAUACCACUGAAAGAUGUGCAUGCAAAGUCAAGUUCUGAGCUAUCUCCUUGGAAGGAUAUGCCAAGUGUAGCUAAGACUGCUAAAGUACCUUCCAGCUCACGAGUUAAGUUUGACAUUAAUGGAGGUUCUACUUCCAAAAGAAGUCCUGCUCCUCUAAGUGUGAAUGGGAAAGUUGAUGUUUCUAGGAAUCAGCCUUUAUUAAUAAAUGGACAUGUCAAAGAUUCAGAGUCUUUGGAAAAUGGUAAGAAAGAUCCUUCAUCAUUACCUGCCAGGAAUGGUAUUGACAAAAAUAAAGUUGAUGUUGACAAAUUCAAAAGAAAGGAGUCAACAUUUACAAAUGGCCACAGUGAUAAUCAGAUGGUUGAUAUCCAUUCUGUAAAGUCGGAUCCCAGGGAAGAUACUGAUAAAAGCAGGGUAAUAGCAGGUAAAGGUUCUGACAACUUUAAGCUUGAAAACAAUGGCCUCAGCAAUAAACCCAAAAUAUUGGGGAGUAAGAGAAAGGUACAUGAGGACCCAUUCAUUUUACUUUCCCAUGAUGGUCAGUCUCAAGCAAAAGUUCAAAAACUGAAAGACAAUCUUGUGAAAGAGGCGAAGUCACAUUUGAUAUCCUGUGGCUGGACAAAUGAGGUCUAUGAAUUUAUGCGCUCUAAGUUACGUGCACAAGAAGAUGGAAAUUUAGAGAAUGGAGAUGAAACAAGGUAUGGUUGAUUAUAUCCUACAUUAUCACUCACCAUUUUAACAAAUUACCUUUUAAUUACAAAAGAUAUUGAUUUCCAAUUGUGACUAUAGAGCCCAGGGGAAGGGAUGUAGUGUAUAGUAUAUAUUUGCAUUAGUAUAUAUCUUCAAGGUCAAAUAUCUUCUUUCUUGAAGAAUAACCCCUUUCCUAGGCUUGAAUUCAAGUAGAGAAGAAUGUUAUCAGCUGCUUGCAUGUGUCUUAGUCUUGGAUCAUGCAUAAAAUGACAUGUAAAUGCAUAAGCAAUGUAUGUUAUUAUGUGCAAUAUAGGAGAGCUCUUCACUUAUGACUAUGUUUAGUAGAAACUCACGAGGUUCAACAUCCCACGUAUAUACUGUCAUUUGACCUUAUUUCUAGUCAAUGUUGGAUUUCUAACACACCCUAACAUCCAGGACUGAGCAUAUUGAGUAUGAGACUAGAUAUUUGUGGAUGGUUUGACAGUGAUAACACUUCCCUUCACAGUCGUGUUUGUGUAGAGGAGGCUCUGAGUGAUGGAGGGGUCUGCGU
Molecule: messenger RNA, 2624 nt
Organism: Vigna umbellata (rice bean)
Lineage: Eukaryota; Viridiplantae; Streptophyta; Magnoliopsida; Fabales; Fabaceae
Source: RefSeq, a predicted model, not a curated record